Danaus chrysippus (African queen) is the source of this 1626-nucleotide messenger RNA. NCBI's taxonomy places the organism in Eukaryota, Metazoa, Arthropoda, Insecta, Lepidoptera, Nymphalidae. The record is from the annotation of a GenBank genome assembly.
AUGGCUGAUUUAGAUAUACCUAAGAAAGUUAAAGGCCCUUUAAUUGAUCCGGCACUCUGUAGAUGCUGCCGGUCUAUAAAACGAUGCCGUUUGUUGACCACGGAGUACGAGUAUAUGGGAACUAAAGAAAUAUAUUCUGAUAUGUUUAUGGAUGUCUUUGGUUUACUUUUAACUCAUCUCGACGGAGACAAUAAAGAUUCUGCAAUAUGUGCAACUUGUGUGUCCCGACUGAGAGAAGCGAUAGCAUUCAAACGACAGGUCCUUCAAUCGGAACAGAUGUUCAUUGAGUCGCUUCAGAAUAGAGAAGAAAUAGCUAAAAUCAAGCUCGAGAUAAAAUUAGAGCCAUCCGGUGAAAUGGAUAGUGAUGAAAUUGGUGAUAGUCAUGAUGCAGAUAUAAAUGCAUCAGAUCAAAUGUUGGUUGAUGUUCAAGAGACAAAGAAAUUAGGUGAUAAGAAUGAAACAUUUCACAUAAAAUUGAAUUCAAAUACAAAAAUAAACAAAUUAUUGAAGACAAGUAAGAUAAAGGCAAAGGAGAAAUCGCGACAAAAAAAGAAGUUGUCACAGAAGCAAAUAAUGGAUCAUGAUGUAAUGGCUCUGAAAAAUACAAUUGAUAUAGUUAAAUGUUCAUACGUCUGUCCCUUCCACAAUAGAAUAAGUUUUUAUUACUGUUACUAUUGUAAGGACCAAUUCACGAACCCUAUAGAAUUAAGAGAACACACAUUAACCCAUGAUCCAAGAGAAUUGUUCGAGAUGACGAUAGAAAAUAAGAAGAUACCGAAAAUAGACAUCACUAGGAUCGAUUGUAGGCUGUGUACACAGAAAAUCGAUGAUUUGGACACAUUGAAACAUCACUUGAGCAAUGAUCAUGACAUAAUUUUGUACCCAAUCAAAAAUGAAUUCCUAAAAUUUAGGCUAUCAUUAACUAAUCUUGCUUGCACGGAGUGUAAUAGCGUUUUCCCCUACUUCGAUGCUUUGAAGAAGCAUAUGGUGGAUCAUUUCGGGACUUUUACUUGCGAUAUAUGUGGCGCGUGCUUUCUAGAACAAUCUUCGUUGCGAACUCACAUCAAAAACCACAGCAAAGUAGACGCAAACUUCCCUUGUGAGAUAUGCGGGAAGAAUUUGAAAUCCAAAUAUAGUAGAGGACUUCACGUAGCGACUGUCCACGAGAAAAAACCAACAGUGAAUUGCUAUAAGUGCGAUUCGAGUUUUUUGUCAUACGCUCUAAGGAAUAGGCAUUUGAUCGAAAUACAUGGCGACAAAAGAACAUUUCCGUGCAAAUUGUGUGACAAAGUUUACAAUCGACGGAAAACUUUAAUGGAACAUAAUAGGCGGAAUCAUUUGAAAGUUUACAGACAUCAGUGUGAAUUGUGCGACCAAAGAUUCUAUCUGCCAUCUAGACUGAAAGAACACAUGGCAACUCACACUGGUGAAAGGAAUUACAGAUGUGAGUUUUGUGAUAAAAGCUAUCCCAGACAACAGUCCUUGCAAGAACAUAUAAGAAUACAUAAUAUUGAUAGGAGAUAUAAAUGCAGUGUUUGUGACUCUACCUUCAAUCAGAGUGGGACAUUGAAGAAUCAUUUGAAGACACAGCAUCAAAUUUUUGAUAUUGAUAGCAGUUUUAAUUGA